This is a messenger RNA of Anneissia japonica, 3564 nucleotides long. RefSeq names its product acyl-CoA synthetase short-chain family member 3, mitochondrial-like. NCBI's taxonomy places the organism in Eukaryota, Metazoa, Echinodermata, Crinoidea, Comatulida, Comatulidae. The record is from RefSeq and is a predicted model, not a curated record.
UUAUACCAGUCGAGGCCCAGUGCAGGAAAGGGUUAGCUGUUGUCUGCAGUGGCUAGUUCUCUAGGCCUAGUAUGAAUGCUAUUAAUAUUUAGAAGUCUAUGCCAAACACAUUUGCAUUUUAAAAUGUUAAUGAAAAUGCAUAGGCCUAUAUUAAAAAAUGCAUUUGGCUUAUUCAGGAGUAGACCUAGACGUUGUUUGAAUCUCCACACCCAGCAGGGGGAACGGCAACUUGUAAGAUUCACACCAGCGGUAGGACCACCAGGUACAACUACUCGAUUUCAACGAAGUGGAUCUCACGGCGGUGGUAGCCGACAAACUGUCCGGGGACUUGGGUCAACUGCGUCGGACUCUCUCUACCAGUCGACGUUUGAUAAAGCCCUUGACAACGCAAGCGAAUUCUGGGCAGAACAGGCAGAACAAAUUGUAUGGUUUAAACGAUGGGACAAGGUCUUAGAUGAUAGUGAUUUACUGUUCCCUAAAUGGUUUGUUGGAGGAGAAUUAAAUACCUGUUAUAAUGCUGUUGAUCACCAUGUCAUUGAAGGCAACGGAGAUUGUGUUGCACUCAUUCACGAUAGUCCUGUCACUAACUCACAGGAGAAAGUAACGUUUAGCCAAUUGCAAGAACAGACUGCAAAGUUAGCUCGUGUACUGAUUGAUAAUGGUGUCCAGAAAGGAGACCGGGUGGUAAUCUAUAUGCCUAUGAUACCAGAGGCCGUGGUAGCAAUGCUUGCCACGGCUAGGGUUGGAGCCAUUCAUUCGCUAGUAUUUGGUGGUUUUGCGUCCAAAGAACUGGCUGUUAGAUUUGAUCACGCUAAGCCUAAGUUAGUAUUAUGUGCAUCUGUUGGUUUGGAACCAGGACGUAUUGUUGAUUACAAGAAGAUGCUAGAUGCAGCAAUAGAUAUGAGUGAGCACAAACCUCAUAAAUGUGUCAUCUACAACAGACCAAAUCAAGAAAAUCCAAUGUUGAUUCCUGAAAGGGAUUUGAAUUGGAAUGAUGUGGUUCCAGCAGCAAAACCCCAUGAUUGUGUACCUGUCUCAGCUAACGAUCCUCUCUACCUGCUCUACACCUCUGGUACAACAGGUAUGCCCAAGGCCGUGGUCAGACCAAGUGGAGGACAUGCUGUGGCUCUUAAGUGGACAAUGAAGAAUAUUUAUGGGUUGAAUCCUGGUGAGGUCUGGUGGGCAGCAUCUGAUUUAGGAUGGGUUGUAGGUCAUUCCUACAUUUGCUACGCUCCUCUUUUGAAUGGCAAUACCACAGUUGUUUAUGAGGGAAAGCCAGUAGGAACACCAGAUCCUGGAAGUUUCUUCCGAGUUCUUCAAGAUCACAAUGUAGCCGCCAUGUUUACUUCUCCGACAGCUCUUAGAGCCAUCAUUAAAGAGGACAGUAAAGGCGCUUAUGCCUAUAAUUACAACUUAGAAAAAGACAAGUUGGGCAAUCACAGCACAUCAUGUAGGCCUUGGCAACAACCUUUCACCUCCUCACGGCAGUACAGGAAAACCAGUUCCUGGUUGGAAUGUUAAAAUUCUUGGAAGUGAUGGUGAAGUGCUGAAGCCAGAUGAACUUGGCACCAUUGCAGUGAAACUGCCUCUUCCUCCUGGUGCAUUUUCUACACUGUGGGAAGCUGAUGAUCGGUUUAAAGACUUGUAUUUUAAAAAAUUCCCGGGUUAUUACAAUACCAUGGAUGCUGGAAGUUAUGACAGUGAUGGUUAUGUAUACGUGAAAUCAAGAGCUGAUGAUGUCAUCAAUGUUGCUGGACAUAGAAUAGCAUCAUCAGCUAUUGAGGAGGCGAUCAUGUUACAAGGUGAUGUGGUGGAGUGUGCAGCCAUUGGUUUGAAAGAUGCCCUGAAGGGUCAUGUACCUGUUGGACUGUGCAUACUUAAAAAAGAUGUUGAUAAAACAGAUAAACAAAUAAUAUCUGAAAUAGUAAGCACUGUUCGUGAAGCCAUUGGACCAGUAGCAGCAUUCAAAAAGGCAGUUAUUGUGAACAAGUUACCAAAGACAAGGGCUGGAAAGAUAUCAAGACAAACAGUUGCAUCUAUGGCAAAUGGUGAACCAUUUAAGAUUCCAGCCACAACAGAAGAUUUUACUGCCUAUGAUAUGGUCAAAGCUGCACUACAAGCAGAGGGCAUUAUGAAAUGCUAGACCUUCCAUCUUAUAAACUCAGUAUUAACUAAGCUUUGCCUUGAAAUCAUUAAUCUCUUUCCAUCAUACCUCAGUCAUAAAAGUCAAUUUUAAUUUUUCUUUAAUUUCUAUUCCAAUUUCAAGUUGAUAAUUUUAUGUAACCUCAAAAUAAGGAUAAUUUAAAAUAUACUGCAGUCAUUUGUAACAGAAAGCACUUUCCCUUGUAUUGCAGUGUUUUGUCAUUGUAAACUGUUUUGUUUAUAUUUUAUAUGCCACAUUCAUCAUUGCAGGCUCUUUCCAUCAACCCGCAGUAAUUUAUCACUGCUCUUUUCCUUGCAAUCAGUCAUCCAUUAUUUCAAGCUCUUUUCAUUAUACCCAGUCAUUUCGACAGCUUUUUCAUCGUUCCUGCAGUAAUCAGUAUCUCAUACCUCAGUCAUUUACCACUGUCAGAUCAGGGUUGAGUCUGAUGUUCAGCACUGGUUUGUGUGCUAGUGCACAACACUCCAAUCUUCUUGUCAUGCUUCCUUAGGAGCAUUAAGUGGAUGCUAGUCUGUUGAUAUCAGUUACUAUUUUAUUAAUUAUGAGUACUUUGCAAUGUCUGUUACAUCUGAUUUCUUUUGACCAUGAGCUUGGUAAGUGCUUCUAUGAACUACAGUUUGAUUUGUGAAAAUUGACUAACAGAAUGAAAAGUUAUACCAGUUGUUGAAUUUCCUUGGUAUGAGAAAAUAAAAUUAAUAGAUGGCACCCUCGCUAGAAAUACCAUUAUGUGCUGGUAAAGGAUGGUGUGUUGUGAUAUAAACAGGAAUUAAACUUUAAAAUGCUUUAUAUGUAUUUAAUUGUGCUGACAGACCAAAUGUACAUGUUCUAGUAUCAUUAUCGGUUGGCAGCAGGUUUCACACAAAUUAUAAAAAAAGUCUUCAAGACUGAGGCUUUUUUUUGUGUUAUGAGUUAUCUGUUAGUAAUCUGAAGACUCAAAAUUAAACUUCAAGACGCCAGAAAAGUAGAAGUUGAAACAUCGGGGUACUCAAUGCAAUUUACCAACCAAUCAGCCUACCUGGAUAUUAGAAUUAACAUAAUUCCUAAUCAACUUAGUUCAAUAAAUUAACUUAUUUAGCAAUCAACCAACCUAGACAUUCAAUCAGCCUAAUUACCAAUCAGUCAACUUAUUUAACAGUCAACCAAACUGAACAUUAGUCAAUCAACAAACAGUAGUUGUUACCAAUCACGCAAUCAACUUGGAAAUUUUAAAGUUUAUAUGAUUCUCAUUUGUUACCUUUUCCCCAUAAUUGCUUAUUUUAGGUCCAUUUUCAUGUAAUGUAUUACUGUACUUCAUAUUGCUUUUUUUCAUUUCAAAAGGAAAGGAAACUUCUAAUUGAUUUGAAUAGUUUAAAAAAAAUAGUACAGUAAAUUAAAUGAGUGGUGCUUAUAAUAAGUGAAACUAA